Penicillium bovifimosum is the source of this 1575-nucleotide messenger RNA. Its product is annotated as transcriptional regulator family: Zinc finger MIZ-type. Gene Ontology annotation, molecular function: SUMO ligase activity; zinc ion binding. The record is from RefSeq and is a predicted model, not a curated record. The coding region runs from base 1 to 1575 and encodes 524 amino acids. The transcript is spliced from 6 exons. Gene Ontology annotation, biological process: protein sumoylation. Lineage: Eukaryota; Fungi; Ascomycota; Eurotiomycetes; Eurotiales; Aspergillaceae.
AUGGCGACCUCAAGCCUGUCGUCAGAGGUUACAACGCUCAUAUCCUUCAUCAAGACCCUCACAAAUCCACAGCUCAAAGUUUUGUUGAGGUAUGAGGGCCUCCCGGUGUCUGGGUUGAAAGCAACCCUUCAGUUUCGUAUCAUUCAACGACUCCAAUACCUCUCUGAAUCUGACAGUGUCGGUUUCGAUACCCUAGCCAGGCGUAUUCGCGCUACUACAUUUCCAAACACUGUAUCAUAUCAAUCACCCACUGGGCUGUAUCAGCCAGCGCCUGUCUCUCAAUCUCCUGCGCAGGGACGAUCUACGGCCCAUGGAAUCUCCAUGUCACCCCUCUCAUACACUUCUGGUCCGAGUGCUCCUCUCAUGAACCCUCCUGCGGCCGCUCAUAAGUCUCCAGGUCCUUUGGUCUUCAAGGAUAGCCCAUUUUACACAAUUCUGGAGCCUUUGACUCCGGUAGUGGAAUGCAAAGUUCGUGAACAAACAAGGGACAGCGUGGAACUGAAGGUCAUGCUAUCACAGCAGGUUGCCUAUAGGCUGCAAACAGACCCUAAUAUCCGAAUCAUGGUCUAUUGCGCCGGUGAUUCCGGCCUUACACAAUACACCAAGUCGGACAUUGCGUUUCCCCAUCAAGUGGAGCUCAAAGUGAAUCUUGAUGAAGUGAAGGCCAAUCUCAGGGGCUUGAAAAAUAGGCCAGGAACUACGCAACCUGCCGACAUCACUGACUGGAUCCGCAAGAAGCCCAAUUACCCGAAUAAUAUCGUUAUGACUUAUGCAUUGACGCAAAAGAAAUUCUUCACAAUUGCCAAUCUCGUGAAGCGGCAUCCGAUUGAUGAUCUCGUGUCGCAAUUGAAAUUGCGGAAACUCAUAUCGAAGGAGCAGGUUAUCCGCGAAAUGCAAAACCGCGCGAACGACUCCGAAAUCGUUGCGACAUCAAGUGUCAUGUCCCUGAAGUGCCCCUUAUCUACCCUCCGCAUCCAGGUGCCUUGCCGCUCCAUCAUUUGCACUCACAACCAGUGCUUUGAUGCAUCUUCGUUCCUUGAGCUCCAGAAACAAGCACCGACUUGGACGUGUCCUGUCUGUUCCAAGUCAACUAGCUUUGAGUCCCUACAGGUGGACCAGUACGUUGAUGAUAUUCUUCAAUCAACCUCUUCAGAUAUCGAUCAAGUCACUGUUGAACCAGACGGUGUAUGGUCAACCCCCAUUGAUUCCGACGCUGGGAAGUUGGGCGGAAUGACCCCCACGUCAGAAGAUGAGGACGACUUGAUCGAGAUCAGCGAACCAGGAAAUCUCGCUGUAAAACAGGAACCAAGUGCCCCGAAUGGCACGUUAGAACGUACACCGGCGCAGUCACAGUCACGCGAGGCAUCCACUCCGUCUUCUGUGAUGCGUAUGUCCAGCAAAAAACGACCCAUCUCUCAAGUUAUUGAUCUUACUGAGAGCGGAGACGAAGAAGAUGAGUCCCCUGCGCCACCUACCAAACGAACAGCCCUAAAUCUACCACCACGGCCAUUUCCCCGGCAGGAGUAUCAUAUCCCACCUGCCCGCAGCCCUCUGAAUGGUUCAUACCCGCCAUAA